AUGUUGAAUUAUCGCAUACUCAACACUUUAAGACGGCCUGGUUUGAAAGCUGAUGAAGAUCAAAACUGCGGAUCUUAUUUAGUCUGCGAUCAGAGAGAUAAAAGCAAAACAAAAUAUGUUAUGAAAAUUAUCGAUUUAGAAGAUUUCACAAAUCUGAAUGAUUUCAUCAGAGAUAUCUUAUGGUAUAAACAAUUAAACCAUCAAAAUCUAAUGUCACUUCGGGAUUGUUUUCUCAUUGAUACAAAACUUCAUCUUGUGAAACCCUAUGCAUCGUUUGGUUCUUGUACCGAUCUGUUAUUUGCUCAUCCAUUCGGCGUACGCGAACAACUCAUUGCGCACAUUAUGUGGCAAUUAUUACAAGCACUACGCUAUUUACAAGACCGGCAUGUCAUGCAUCGAGGCGUUUCGUCGAAGAACAUCUAUCUUUGCGAUGACGGACGUGUAUUGUUAGAUAAUUUUUCGCAUUGUAUAUCCAUGAUAUCACCAUUCGAUGGCAGAUUACGGCGCCAGAUAUAUGAUUAUACAGAUGAUCUUAAAGAUGAGUUAUUAUACUUAGCACCAGAGAUAAUCUUUCAAAAUGCAGAAGGUUAUAAUUUCAAAAGUGACGUGUAUAGCUUAGGUAGUGUUGCAUGUGAACUUGCCAAUGGAAGUAAUGCUUAUCUUGAUAUGCCUUUUGGACAUUUGAGCAUGUUAUAUGCAAAAGUCCAAGGUUCAGAACCAAUUCUGCUUGACCAAACUCAAUUAACGGAUGAAAUGAUUGCUCUGAGUGAUGAAAAUUCCAGUGCAUAUGUAGAAGAGAUAAAAAAGCGGCGGUAUUCGAAAGAAUUCCAUUCAUUUGUUAAAAGCUGUGUUUCAACACGACUUGAAUCGAGAUGUACAGUUGAUGACUUAUUAACACAUCCCUUUGUCAAACAUCCCAGGAAAAUCAGCAAUGACCCUCAACUUGUAGCUGAGGAUAUGGCAAAACUUCUUGGUUCCUAUAAGGACAAGCAAAUCACUCAGAUGUCAACUACCAUAGAUCAAAUCUUAGAUCGUUCCAAUAAUGAAUAUAAUAGUAUUAAUUUAUCAUGGGAAUUUUGA
Molecule: messenger RNA, 1080 nt
Organism: Adineta ricciae
Lineage: Eukaryota; Metazoa; Rotifera; Eurotatoria; Adinetida; Adinetidae
Source: the annotation of a GenBank genome assembly